GUAAGAUUCCUAGUUGGAAAAAUAUCUAAACAGAUAAUGAAGUCCAUCCAAUUAUCUCAUAGUGUGAAAGCAUUUUCAUAAACCCCACCAACUCUACAUAUCACAUAUAUAACAAUCAUAUUAACUAAUCUCUCUCUCUCUCUCUCACAGAGAAAGGUGCAGUGUAGAUUGAGCUUUUUUCUGGUGAAAAUGGGCAGAAAGUGCUCAAUUUGUGGACACAUAGGUCACAAUUCAAGGACUUGUAUCAUUUCUAGAGGGUCUGUUAAUGUUAGGCUGUUUGGAGUACAACUUGAAGUAUCUUCUCCUUCCGUUCCCAUCAAGAAAUGCUUCAGCUUGGAUUGCUUACCAUCCUCCUCGUUGCCUGCAGCAGCGUCGUCUUCCUCCCUAUCUUGUUCGCUAUCUUCCCAAGUUUCAAUCAACGAAAAUUCCGAUAAGACAUUAAUUGGUUAUCUCUCUGAUGGUCAUUUACCCCAAGUUCAGGAAAGAAAGAAAGGAAUUCCAUGGACCGAAGAAGAACACAGGGCUUUCCUAAUUGGGCUUGAGAAGCAAGGAAAAGGAGAUUGGAGGGGAAUUUCAAGAAACUUCGUAACUACAAGAACUCCAACACAAGUUGCAAGUCAUGCUCAAAAGUACUUUCUCCGGCAAGCCAGUUUGUACAAGAAGAAGAGACGGUCGAGCCUCUUUGACAUGGUUAGUAAUGCUGCUUCAAAGACAGAUUCGAAUCAAGAAAUAGGACAAGAUGAUGCUAUUCUGCCCCCGAUAGACCUGAAUUCAUCUGGACAAGACAACGAGUGGAAUGAUCAAGAAUGUGAAAAUUCUCUAAUAGUUCCGGAACUGAAUUCGAGCAGCUCUCUUUUGUUUUUGAAAAUUUUAAGACGGAAUUGUUUGAUGGAAUUUGAUUCAAGAAAGCCGUCUAAGAUAAAAAUCCCAGUUUAUGCGCUGAAAAUUUUCUUCAGUUUUGCAACUGAUUAG
This is a messenger RNA of Olea europaea var. sylvestris, 972 nucleotides long. Its product is annotated as transcription factor MYBS3-like. Lineage: Eukaryota; Viridiplantae; Streptophyta; Magnoliopsida; Lamiales; Oleaceae. The record is from RefSeq and is a predicted model, not a curated record. The transcript is spliced from 5 exons. Bases 190 to 972 code for a protein of 260 amino acids. Gene Ontology annotation, biological process: response to auxin; response to ethylene; response to gibberellin. Gene Ontology annotation, molecular function: DNA binding.